UGAUUUAGGAAGUGUAGAGUGUUAACAAAAGAGACUUUUUGUUUGUUAUUUUGGCCUUGUCUGCCCCUGACGCUAACCCCAACUUGUUAAUAAACUAUUGUUAUUCAACUUCUCUCUGGUCCUGAGACUCUCUUCCUUUUCCUGUUACGGCUGACCCCUAGACGGUCGUAACAGAAAUUGGGGGCUCGUCUUUAAAAGGAGUUUUUCCCCACAUAAACCAAUUGGAGUUUUCAGUUUGCGUGUUAGUAAAAAACAAACUCAUGAAAUUUGCUUUGUAUGUUUUUGUUUGGCUAGUGGUUUUCACUUUAAGGGGGAGCGAAUUCGGUAUGUCCUCAAAAUUUGAAUUGGAAAAGUUCGCAAUUCAGCCUACUGCUGAACAAUUAGAUAUUUGUCGCAAAGAUGAUCUGUUUUCAGUUGCUGAUUUAUAUCAAAUUACAGUUCCUCGUGGUGCAGUGAAGCGAGAGAUCAGGGAUGUGAUCUAUAAGCAUUUGGUGGAAAAUGGAGUUUUGCCAGAGGUGAGUGAAGCGGGUGUUGCAGAGUUGCCAGUUUCUGUGGGUAAGGGGGCGGAGCAUCCCAAACCCGAGGAGAUGGCCAGCAUGGAUCCCGUCGAUCUCCCUUUUCCGAGCGAUCCUCGGUUGGCAAUCAAACUAAAGGAGUUAGAGUUGGAGUUGAGCAGGCAACAAUAUCAAAGCCAGCUGCUGCAUGUUCGCACAGUUGAGCUUGAAACUAAGCGAGCAAUUAAGCUCAAAGAAUUAGAGCUUGAGCUCAAAACUAAAUCACCUGUUCACCCCUCAGCUGCUGAUGUGCCUGGUGUGAGGGUGUCUGUGUCGUCACCCAUCAGUGCUUCCACUCCAAGUCCCAUUCCUGCACCUCGACGCAAACCCACAAAUGGGCGGGUCCUGGAGAUAAUUUGCUUGGAGGCUGUGAUUGGUUCUCCUCGUCACCUGACCCAGAUAUAAGGACUGCCCCAAACACUCAAUGAUGCCAUGAUUGGGCCAUCGCGUGUGACUCUAUAGUUUG
This is a messenger RNA of Cyprinus carpio (common carp), 1020 nucleotides long. RefSeq lists its product as uncharacterized. The coding region runs from base 261 to 959 and encodes 232 amino acids. NCBI's taxonomy places the organism in Eukaryota, Metazoa, Chordata, Actinopteri, Cypriniformes, Cyprinidae. The record is from RefSeq and is a predicted model, not a curated record. The transcript has 2 exons.